AGGCUGAUCUGAAGGGAGGAGGAGUUUCACAGAGAAGUUUGUGUAAGAAGAAGAAACAAUCUGAGGCAGCUUCUCAUGUAGACCUCCUUCAACAAGUUGGAGCAGUGAAGCGGAUCAAGGAAGAGCUGCUUUCACCAAACAGCCUGUUAUGGAAAUCCCUGCCAUCAAUCUUAAGGCCAUAGUACUGGUGCACUGGCUGCUGACAAUAUGGGGGUGUAUGGCGUGGCUGCCCACCUCCUUCGCUUGGGGGAACUUCGGCGUCCUAGCUGUGGGGGUCUGGGCCAUCGCACAGAGGGACUCGGUGGAUGCCGUGCUCAUGUUUCUGAUGGGGAUGGUCGGGACUAUAGUGACCGACAUCGUCCAUUUCGGGGUCUUUUACCCGCUGAGUGACUUCGCAGCCGAGGGUGGGAGGAACGUGUUCCGCUUCAGCGCGGGAAUGGCCAUCCUCAGCCUGCUGCUCAAACCGGCGUCCUGCUUCUUCGUCUACCAGAUGUACCGCGAGCGUGGAGGAGAUUACAACGUUAACUUUGGUUUCCCCUCUGUAUCACGAAGCAGAGAUGCCUACCAGUCCAUUGACCGGCAGGAUGAGACUGCCACCCCAGCGAAUCCCUUCAACCAGGCUGAGGAGAGCAAACCACCCGUCCGCACAUACUGAGAGAAGCAAGCGGUGAACAAUGCAGUGUUUUCCUCUGACUUUUUAUGCAGCAGCACGGUGCCCAGGGGCAAUUUUUUUUACAAUCGAUUCCACAUCGGUCUCUGUGUUUUGUACAGUCGGUCUGCUGCAGAUCGCACUGACAGCAAAUUGAGCACUUUUUAUUAUGGUAAAUCAUUAGCUGUGUUUGGGUUUCAGAAUGAAAUGUGGCAUAAUUAAACCCAUUUUAAGUUUUUCUUCAGAUGUUUUUUUGCUGAGCCGGCACAUCACUGCUGAAUAAAUACAGAGGAAACACUGCUCUACCACUCCUCCCAUGCUGUUACUGUUGUUACCGCCUACUAUUUUUAGUAGAGGGCUGUUGAAUGGAUCUGUUGGGUCAGUUUACUCUUUUUCAAGUGAGUCAUUGUUACAAAUGUGGCACUUAAUAAUCUUGUCUGUGAUCUGUAAAUUAUUACAUUCCCCGUUUAUUACAUUGUCUGUUUAUGCAGUAUGUAAUUAUUAUUUUCCUGUUACUCUUUGCUUUACGGUACAACAAUGGCUUAAUGCACAGUGCAGUUUUUCACACGAGAACUGAAAUGAACGUUCAUUACCGUCGUGCCUUUAUAAGCUACCUUGUGCCUUUGUACUUUUUCAACUCAUAAGAGCUGUGAAAUCCUUCGACUGAGUUGAAGACGUGAUGACGACCAAAUUGAAGUUAGAGGCCUUUCAUCUCAUAACUGGGCAUAAAACGAGCUUCAUAGUGGAGUGAACAAAAAGACAGGCACUGUUCACUUAUCUUUAUGUUGACCUAUGAAAAGCCCGUAUUAAAGGUGCAGUUUGUAGGAUUUGGUGGCAUCUAGCGGUGAGGUUGCAGAUUGCAACUAACCGAAACUUCUCCUAUGUGCCAAGCGUGUAGGAGAACGUUGGCCGGUGCGAAAACGCAAAAAUGAGUAUGGCCGCAUCUAGAGCAUAGAAUGUUUAUAAGAAGUGGACGUAGUCACC
Molecule: messenger RNA, 1633 nt
Organism: Sebastes umbrosus (honeycomb rockfish)
Lineage: Eukaryota; Metazoa; Chordata; Actinopteri; Perciformes; Sebastidae
Product: angiotensin II receptor-associated protein
Exons: 5
Coding region: 149-655 (168 amino acids)
Biological process (GO): angiotensin-activated signaling pathway; regulation of blood pressure
Cellular component (GO): plasma membrane
Source: RefSeq, a predicted model, not a curated record